AUGACUGACUCUCCAGAGUCGUCGCCUCGACGACGUCUCACCAGUGCCCAGAUUGCUUCUCACCUGCAAUAUCCGACCUUCCCACCGCUGACUGCCUCUGUGGAGGAGUGGGUUAUCCGCUCACGACCUACCAAUAUGACGUCAGAUCAACCUCCCGAUCAUCCGCCAAAUUCCUUGAGUGAUAGCUGGGCUACUUUGAGUGUUUCUGAUAUACACUCGGAGGAUGGCAGUCACUCCGAGCAGACCGAUACAUGCUCGCUCAUCGACCAGACCACCCCCGACGACGUUGCAAGCCUCGAUGAACGCUACAGCAGCAGCGAGGCCGAGGUGCAGGAUGAAGACAACCAGGAAGAUGAUGGAAUAAUGGGAGAUGAAAUUCCAUGCAGUGCCUCAGUUUCUCAACAGUUACCGACUCUUUUUCCUUUCACAAGGAGCACAAUCGAUGACAGCACCACAACCACCAAGCCCACCUUCCCAAACUCCAGUGACUCGAUUGAAUUUGUGGAGCCUGAGAAGUGGCCUGAGAUCGAGAGAGUGGAGCUCAAGCAUACCAUCCGUAUCUUUGAUGGGGCCGCAGCCGAGGAGUUGAAAAGCAGGUUGCCCUUUAACUCAACCGAUUCCAUCCUCAUGGCGACUGUCCAGCAGACUAUGACGAAGCAAAGUCUAGACCUGGACAAACCCUUCCGCGUGCUCUACGUCGGACAACCAGAGUUCCGAAACAUCAUUCUUGAUAAGAUCGGUGACGUUCUAGUAUCUAGCUCAUGUGCCAGUUCGGAGACCAGCUCUGCUGAAUCUUCCCGGUACCACGUUGUGCCAACCUCUUUUGGUGCCGGGGCUGUUCCAAAUUUCGCCGAGCUCCUCCCGAUCCAUGUUCAGCUGGUAGUCGACGAAUGCGUGGAAGCCACAGCCGAUCCCAGUGUGGACCGACCUAAUACCCUGAGCCUAAAGUUCAAGAAUCGCGCGGUCUGCACUUCGGCAUGGAAUGGCUCGGAUUACCGUGUCUCGUCUGCAUCAGAUUGGACUCUUCCAGAUGUAGCCAUUAUCUUCGUCUCUGGCCGUGAUGAUACAAAAGCUAUCAAUACCCAGUAUCUUACUCAUGCCUUCCUGGAACGCCACGGAAUCCCGGCAAUGAUGAUUUCGGAGGAGCCAUUGUGGAACAUGGCUGGGGAAACAAUCCCUCUUAAUCAUAGCAGUCUGCACACUUGCUUGGAAUCUCGGCACCCAGAAUCAGGAGAGACCGCGGUUCUUCGACGGUAUCCCAUCGAUUUGAAGACUUUCGAGAGCAUCACGCCCGGGCAACUCAACCGAAACCUGGCAUCGCUCGUUGGCCUUUACUCGAAGAAGGCACACAAGGUCACUGCUGAGGCAUCCAAUUCAUUCCAAACGACAUUAUUUGCCGGUCAUGAGAAAUAUCUCGAAAAUUGGCUUCCAUCUUCCUAUGCCACCCGUGUUCGUGAAUGGGCCCCCACACUACGUUUAGUCGCUUUGACUCUCAUUUCGGCCAUUAUCCUCUCAAUCGGAUACGCCACUGUGAAGGUAAUAGUAGUUUUCCUGGCGCAGUGUAUUGCUGGAUCAGCUCUGUCCAAUGCAUUCCCUCCCGCGUCAUCCCAAAUCUCCUCUUUCUCCGUCCCGCCCCUCGAUAGAGUGAGUCAAACUUCAGUCUCGAUACAACCGUCAUCCUCUGUCCAAAUAUUACAUGUUCCCCCAGUGGGUGUUUCGAUCCCCAAUGAGAUCACAGGACCUGCGCUUUCAGCCCCGGGACCAGCAAAUGCGGACGAAUUUGAGAUCCAGACUGUGGGAGACUGUCACGUCAUCAUCAAACCAUCUUUUAAGUUUACUACCUCCAAGAAACAACCUCGCUUCAAUGUUAGCGUUCAAAGGCAAAGCAAAGAUCUUCCAUACGAGCUGUCCCAAUUGUUCGAAGGAGUCUACAUGCUCAAGUUAGACCGGGAGGAUGCUUACGGUUUAAUCGACGUGACAAUCACAACCCAGUCAAAAGUUCCAAUCAACCAGACUAUGGCCGUCGACUUCGGAACACCAUGGUUGAAGAUUGCGAGCUGGAAGCGCGCCGCCCAAGGAAUAACUUCGCAGUUUACGAAGGACCUGCAAAUGGCUCAGACCGGCCUCACUGAGGUAUAUGGCCGAUUCUCCACCGACUUGCAAGUGGUCAUGGGUGAUGUGGUGAAGAGAACGCAUAUCCUGCGUCGCGAUGCUGAGAAUCUACGUCGUGAUAGCCUCACUACACGCGACACCGUUCUGUCACGAUCGAAGCAGAUUUCCGAGGUCUUCACCCGCAACGCUCUUCAGCGAUUCCGAACUGCUUCCUCCGUGCUGCAGCUUCGGUCCAGUCGUGCGAACAAGGAGGCUAAGGAGCUUGUGCAUGAUGCAUGGAGUCGCAUUGGAGAGUCAGCUGCGAAAGUCGACCUCCGCAGUAUGAUGGAUCGGGUGCGCAAUGCGCGCAAAUGCGAAGCGCUGGAUCGAGCUCAGUCGCGUGCGCGACAUAUUCUGGGUCUUGACUCAGCCCAGUAA
Messenger RNA from Penicillium canescens, 2529 nucleotides. RefSeq lists its product as uncharacterized. The transcript has a single exon. Bases 1 to 2529 code for a protein of 842 amino acids. The record is from RefSeq and is a predicted model, not a curated record. NCBI's taxonomy places the organism in Eukaryota, Fungi, Ascomycota, Eurotiomycetes, Eurotiales, Aspergillaceae.